AUGCUAUAACUUAAAAUUAUAAUUCAGAAUAGGGCAGAAGAGUAUUCUCUUGCCUACCAAUUGAAGUUGAAAGAUACUAUAGUCAGACCCAUUCUUGAAAAACUUACCAUGCAUGGAAUACUUAAGAAAAAAGAGGACUAUAGGAAGCUAACUUUUUUUGAAAAAUAUGCUGAAAAACUUGGCAUGGACUAUAAUAAAGCCAUGUCUUUGUCUAAUAAUGCUAAAGUUCAGAUAUAUUGUUUUCACAAGGACCUAAUGUUCAUUAUUAAAGCUAGAAUUCACUAGCUUAAGAUAAAGGCUGAUGAAAGAAUGAGAAGUUCAAGAUAAACAGGUUAAUCUUACCGUUGUAACAAUACCCCUUGUUUUCAAUCAAGGCCAGGAAAUGAAGUGAGAGAGCUUGAAGCUAGAAGUUAUGACUUCAAAUGUAGAAUGUGCUAGAAUCCACUGAUAAGAGUCAUUUAAGAGAAUGAAUUAAAUGAAGAGGAGAGUAAAGAAUGCCAGCUAUUGAUAAAUGAUUUGGAAGAUGAAUUUAAGUAAUUUUAAUAAUACAAGGUCCCACCACAUUUCUUUGGUUUUGGAAUUUAACAAAUUGAUUAUGUCAAUAUGAAUGGAAGUGGAUUUACAGAGAGCAUAGAUGAUGUCGAAUUUAAGAUUAAUGUAAAAUAACAAGAUGAUGUCAAACAAAAGUAUUAUAGAGAAGCAUUGCAGCAGCUUGUGUUGGAAUAGCCCAGACUUGUUAAUUUCUACAAGGAAUACUGCACUAGAAUUAUUGAAGAACCUUAAUAGCCAAUUGCUGGUAAAAAACCAAAUAAAAGAAGAAAAUUAUAAUGA
This is a messenger RNA of Stylonychia lemnae, 831 nucleotides long. The record is from the annotation of a GenBank genome assembly. NCBI's taxonomy places the organism in Eukaryota, Ciliophora, Spirotrichea, Sporadotrichida, Oxytrichidae.